Spodoptera frugiperda (fall armyworm) is the source of this 2560-nucleotide messenger RNA. RefSeq names its product host cell factor-like. Lineage: Eukaryota; Metazoa; Arthropoda; Insecta; Lepidoptera; Noctuidae. Gene Ontology annotation, biological process: chromatin remodeling; regulation of DNA-templated transcription. Gene Ontology annotation, molecular function: protein binding; transcription coactivator activity. The transcript is spliced from 13 exons. The record is from RefSeq and is a predicted model, not a curated record. Bases 174 to 1946 code for a protein of 590 amino acids. Gene Ontology annotation, cellular component: histone methyltransferase complex.
AGACGCCAACUGGGCUCUAUGGUUUAUGGCUACCUUUGGCAAUUUGGAGCUUGUGUCAAAUAAAAUAAUUAUUUUCGGAAAUAUCUGAAUAUGCUAACUAAUAUUCUCUAAUUGUUUGUUAAGUUUCAAUAUUUUUCAUUUUUAUGUUGAUUUAAACUUUCAUUCGCUAUAAAAUGGAGUCAGAUUCUGCGCUUCACGCCGAGGUACCCGAUGGCGCGGAAGUGUCGCCUUUAGAAGAGAACCAAGCUGGAGAUGCUAUCGAAGCUUCUGAAAGUAAUGUAACAAGUAACGAAGAAGCUGCUGCUGCUGAGGAAUCAGCUACAAAUGGAGGGCCUACUAGCAGCAGUGAUGGCUUGGAUAUUGAUGCUGCAGCCCAGUUAGCUGAAGGUGAUGAUGGUGAACAGCAUGCCGAGCAAGCAAAUCCUGAAGCAGAGGCUGAAGAAGAGAUGGAUAUUGAUGAUACCACCACGGGAACUGUAGCAGAUGAAUCAGCGUACAUUGGAGACAACUGUCUAUCUACACCUGAUACUGAGAGCCAGUUAGACCCGAUGAUGAAAGAACAGAGUUUAGACGAAGCUGAAGGUAUGGCAGGAGCUGCUGAAGAGUCUCCAGACCAGUCCAUUAGUUCCGCAAUGCCUACUGACAGUGGUGUUGGUGAGGGUGACGGUGCUCCAAUUGUGCAAGAUGAUGAAUCUAGCACCAUGGACGAAGAUAUGGGAGGUGGGGAGGGUGUUGCCAGUAGUGAUGAUGUCAAUGACAUUAGCAGUGCUGCUCAGGAUGUUCUCAGCACAGGCAUUAGUUCAAGCACAGCCGAGGGUGGUGCUGAUAUAACUAGCAGUGGACAAACAGAAGCUCCUCUUAUUUCCUCCACAGCCAAUGGACCAGCAGUACUGCACUCUUUCUCUCUUGCAACACAACAGCAGCCCAAUGAAUUCAGUGAUGCCGACACAUCAGAGAUGGAGGGUGCUGCUGAUACUAUGCCUACAGUCAGUGAAUCAAUGCCUUUGCUCACCAUGACUGCUAAUGGCUCGGAAUUACUCUCACCUACUAUGUUACCUGGCGAGGAGGGUGGCGCAGGUGUGUCGUCGUCGGUGGCGGCGGAGGGCGCGGCGGGCGAGGCGGCGGGCGACGCGGAGGGCGCCGUGAGCAGCUCGGGGCCCGUGGCGGGGGCCGCGCCCGCGCCGCCGCUGCCGCCUACCGACGCCGCGCACGCGCUGGCCACGCUGGCCAGCGCCGCGCUGCACCACCAACAUGACCAGGCAGAGCAAGAAGAGCCAAAACAACAUGAUGAGGAUGCAUGGUACACUGUUGGAAUUGUUAAAGGAAACACAUUUACGGUUCAAAAUUAUAUUUCGGACCCCAAUGUGGAUUUGUCCAAUUUAUCGCUAGAUAAUCUACCAGACCUAACCGGCCUACCCACUACGCCGCUCGAGCAUGGUACUGCUUACAAAUUCAGAAUUGCUGCAAUUAAUUCCUGUGGACGUGGUGAAUUCAGUGAAGAAUCUGCAUUUAAGACUUGCUUACCUGGUUUCCCUGGUGCACCAUCUGCCAUCAAAAUAUCAAAAUCAGUUGAGGGAGCACAUCUGUCGUGGGAACCACCGCAAGUGGCCGCAGAAGGCAUAUUCGAAUACUCAGUGUAUCUAGCCGUGCGAUCAACUACACCAUCUAAGGAACCCACGAAAUCACAACUCGCGUUUGUGCGUGUAUACUGCGGCAAGGCCAACACUUGCGUGGUGCCGCAGGCGUCCCUCAGCGCGGCGCACGUCGACUCCUCCACUAAACCAGCGAUCAUAUUCCGCAUCGCCGCGCGAAACGAGAAAGGAUACGGCCCAGCUACCCAAGUCAGGUGGUUGCAAGAUAUAAAAUCUACUGGCGUGAAGAGGACAGGGGAAGGCAGACUACCGGGUGCUUCACCUUCCAAGCAACCCAAGCAAAUGUUGCACUAAGUGUUGAGUUUGUGACAGUUUUGACAAGUUUAACAUAGACCAAUACAUUAGUUUGUACAGGACUACAGAUUUGUUUAAAUCAAGGUUAGUACUUUACUAACUAUGUUAUUUUAGUAUAAGUAACUAUUGAGAGUGAAAUCUCAUGUCGUUUUGUAAACAGAAUUCUUUAUCUAUCAACCCCAGUACAUAUUGAGUUUGCCUCUUUCCUCUAGCUAGUAUUAAUAUGUUGAAUGUAAAGUAUAAUUUUAUGGACUUGUUACCGUUGUUCACGUCCUGCGGUAAUAUUAGACUGAUUGAUGUAUUAGACGCAAUGAGAUGGAUAUGCUAAAUAUGGAAAUGUUAUACACAUAUCUGUGGAAUAUAAAUAUGCAAAUAAUGACUUUAUUUUUUUAACAACCCAGGAUUUAUUUAUUCCUAUAAGAAACGGAUGAAAUAGGAUUCUUGAGCCAAUUUCACUACAAAUGUAUUACUUUUUUAUAUUUCUAGUACGAAUUUUAGACAAUGGUAUAGACACCAAUAGUUCAAUAGUGGUGAAAUUGGCUGGUAAGGAUAAAAAAAUAUACAUAAAUUGCAUUUGGCUUUUAAUACUUAAUUACAUAUUAUUGAGUACACUA